GAGGAUCUCUGGAGAGUUAAAAGAAAGAAAAGUUUAUCUGUUAAAAAGGUCCACCUGACUCGCAGCAUCUGUUACGUCGACCUAGCUGCCCAAGACAGCAACGGUUUUCAUCCAAACAGGGGUGAAGUGCUGAACCCUGCUUUUGUUGGAGAUCAGAGUCCAUGAAUGACUGAAUUCACUGUGGACAAUUUAAUCUACGCAACAACUCAGCAACCCUCUAAGAUGUGUGAUGUUUGAAGGAGUAACUGCAAACAAACCCCUGUAUGUGAGAGGUAUUUUAUAGAAGGCCUCUGCUACAACAGUUCAUCUCUCACCACAAGACUAAAGGUGUGAACCCAUGAACAGGAAGUAAGAACUAAUGCACAAUAAGAUAGGUCACUUUUUGGAGAAAUGAAAACAAAACUUAAUAUGUUUUCUUCUUUUUUUUGCUCUGUGUGUGAUGAGUCAAACAUGUUAAACACUUCCACUGCUCAUAUAUUAGCAGCACAAGCAGAAAUAACACGAGACAUCCAAUCAUGUUACUUUAUUAGCUGCAUCAACAGAGCAACGGAAAUUCAGUCUCUGUGUCUCUGCACCUGUGAUACACGAUGUGUAAGGUCUGACCCUGAGAGGACAAGAUGGAUUCUUUAAAAUGGACUCUGUUUUUGGUGUACCUAAACAUCCACGUUAUUCAAACUGAUAGCUCACCUUGGACAAUUAAGGUGCCAUCCUCAGUUAAAGGUCUCCCUGGAUCCUGUGUGGUGAUCCCCUGCUCAUUUAACUUCCCAAAUCCUUCAGGGAAGACACUCACUGGAUUCACAGGGAUGUGGACUGAUGCAACAAAUCAGAUCUUCUAUCACCCAGAUAAGUCUAAAGUGAUGAAGCAGUAUCAGAAUCGGGCAGAGCUGAUCGGAGACGUUGGGCAGAAGAACUGUUCACUUAAGAUUGAUCCCCUUCAACAAAGUGAUACAGGACCUUUUCAUUUCAGGAUUGAAAUACAAAACUUGGACAAAUAUUCUUACAGAGAGAACACAGUCUCUAUUACAAUGAUGAGUGAACUAAAUCCGAUACAUUUCUCUGUGAAAGAGGAGGUAGUGGAGGGUCAGACUGAGUUUGCGUCUUGCUCUGUGUCUCACUCCUGCCCCUCCUCUCCUCCCGUCUUCACCUGGAAUCACUCUGGAGAGGCACUUUUCCAAGAACAGCAGCUUGAAAAUGGUCAGUGGAAAGCAAAAUCUAAUCUGACCUUCCAUCCCACCAGAGCCGAUCACAACAAGCCUUUACAGUGUACUGUGAGAUACAAGGGAGGGCAGGAGCAUGAAACAUCCAAAGUCCUCAAAGUAAAAUACGCCCCAGUGAAUGUGCGGGUUGAGCACGAGUCAGCUGUAAAGGAAGGAGAAACAGUGCAGCUGACAUGCUCCAGUGAUGCUCACCCUCCUGCCAGCAGCUACGAGUGGUACAAUGAAACUGGUGCUCAACUGCAUCAGGGAAACGUCUUCAGGCUGCCAAAUGUCUCCAGACACCACUCAGGCACCUUGUACUGUACUGCCAUCAAUGAAGUAGGACGAGGCAAUUCAAGCCUUGUGCAGCUCAAUGUGUUAUAUGCUCCUGAGAUUAAGGCUAUAUCCUUCUGCUCCUCAGAGGGAGAUAUGGUAAAGUGUGUGUGCAUUGUUGAGUCCAGGCCUCCCAGCAUGGUCCACUUUGUGCUUUCUGACAGAGUCCUGCCAAGCACCAAGGUAGAGAAACAUGACUCUGUUACCAUCGGGACUCUGCAAGCAGAGCUGGGAUCUUCUGCAUUUGUCCUCUGUCUGGCAAACAAUACGCAGGGCAAUGCCAACGUCACACUCUUUUUACCUGUUAACAACGCCCCAGUGAAUGUGCGGGUUGAGCACGAGUCAGCUGUAAAGGAAGGAGAAACAGUGCAGCUGACGUGCUCCAGUGAUGCUCACCCUCCUGCCAGCAGCUAUGAGUGGUACAAUGAAACUGGUGCUCGACUGCAUCAGGGCAACGUCUUCAGGCUGCCAAAUGUCUCCAGACACCACUCAGGCACCUUGUACUGUACUGCCAUCAAUGAAGUAGGACGAGGCAAUUCAAGCCUUGUGCAGCUCAAUGUGUUAUAUGCUCCUGAGAUUAAGGCUAUAUCCUUCUGCUCCUCAGAGGGAGAUAUGGUAAAGUGUGUGUGCAUUGUUGAGUCCAGGCCUCCCAGCAUGGUCCACUUUGUGCUUUCUGACAGAGUCCUGCCAAGCACCAAGGUAGAGAAACAUGACUCUGUUACCAUCGGGACUCUGCAAGCAGAGCUGGGAUCUUCUGCGUUUGUCCUCUGUCUGGCAAACAAUACGCAGGGCAAUGCCAACGUCACACUCUUUUUACCUGUUAACAACGCCCCAGUGAAUGUGCGGGUUGAGCACGAGUCAGCUGUAAAGGAAGGAGAAACAGUGCAGCUGACGUGCUCCAGUGAUGCUCACCCUCCUGCCAGCAGCUAUGAGUGGUACAAUGAAACUGGUGCUCGACUGCAUCAGGGCAACGUCUUCAGGCUGCCAAAUGUCUCCAGACACCACUCAGGCACCUUGUACUGUACUGCCAUCAAUGAAGUAGGACGAGGCAAUUCAAGCCUUGUGCAGCUCAAUGUGUUAUAUGCUCCUGAGAUUAAGGCUAUAUCCUCCUGCUCCUCAGAGGGAGAUAUGGUAAAGUGUGUGUGCAUUGUUGAGUCCAGGCCUCCCAGCAUGGUCCACUUUGUGCUUUCUGACAGAGUCCUGCCAAGCACCAAGGUAGAGAAACAUGACUCUGUUACCAUCGGGACUCUGCAAGCAGAGCUGGGAUCUUCUGCGUUUGUCCUCUGUCAGGCAAACAAUACGCAGGGCAAUGCCAACGUCACACUCUUUUUACCUGUUAACAACGCCCCAGUGAAUGUGAGGGUUGAGCACGAGUCAGCUGUAAAGGAAGGAGAAACAGUGCAGCUGACGUGCUCCAGUGAUGCUCACCCUCCUGCCAGCAGCUAUGAGUGGUACAAUGAAACUGGUGCUCAACUGUAUCAGGGAAACGUCUUCAGGCUGCCAAAUGUCUCCAGACACCACUCAGGCACCUUGUACUGUACUGCCAUCAAUGAAGUAGGACGAGGCAAUUCAAGCCUUGUGCAGCUCAAUGUGUUAUAUGCUCCUGAGAUUAAGGCUAUAUCCUCCUGCUCCUCAGAGGGAGAUAUGGUAAAGUGUGUGUGCAUUGUUGAGUCCAGGCCUCCCAGCAUGGUCCACUUUGUGCUUUCUGACAGAGUCCUGCCAAGCACCAAGGUAGAGAAACAUGACUCUGUUACCAUCGGGACUCUGCAAGCAGAGCUGGGAUCUUCUGCGUUUGUCCUCUGUCUGGCAAACAAUACGCAGGGCAAUGCCAACGUCACACUCUUUUUACCUGUUAACAGUAGGAUGCAGAGUCUUUAUAUUAUUAUCGCCAUUGGAGCAGGUGCAAUUUUGGUGAUACUUUUAACAGCAGUGGGAGUUGUUAAAAAAUGUAGGGGGAGAUCUGGAGAGGCACCAACAUCGCACAUGAAAACCAUGCAUGCAGAAAAAGAUGUGGAGCUCUCUCAGUAUGCUGCAACAAAAAGAAAAGAGAACUAUGAUGAUGUGCAUUGCCCUGGCAUUUAUGCCAAUGAUCCUGUAUAUGGCAACAUGGAGGCUGACGAUGAUGCAGUAUACGCCAACAUGUAACAUCGUUGAAUUCACUGGAGGAACAAGAAAGUUGUAAAAAAUAUUACUUUUAUCUGUAUAUAACACAUUAUUUUUCUGUCUCUGUUUUCUGUCUGUGUUGUGAUUCACAUACAGUAUAUGAAAAAUGUUAUUCAUGGCUAAAAAUAGCAUUACAAUGAAUGCACUUGUGUUUGCUAUUAAGGACAUUUUAUUUGUGAAGCAUCAAAUCAUAACAGAAGUUAUCUCAGUACACUUUUUAUGUAACCAUCCAAUAACAUGACUGUUUUCUUGCUGAAUAACAAAUGAAGUGCAGAUAAUGUGUGGAACUUUUUGUGAACGUUUUGCUAUUUGAGCAACAUGGUCAUGGUACUUUAAAUCUGCCUGUAUGUAUUAGAACAUGACAGCAGCACUUACGGUUCAUGUACCUUCACAGAUUGUAUUAACGUGUUAAUCAACUAAAACAAUGAAGUGAAAAUAACCUCUGUGUGUUUGGUCAAUGUGGAAAAAGCCUUGGUUUUUUGAAAGUGUGUUCAUGGUAAAUUGACAGGAAGUCAAAGAGGAAGCUGGUCACCAUCAUAGCUGAUAAAAAACUUAAGUGUAAACUGUCACACAUUUCAGAUCUUGAAUAGUCAUACAUUGUCAACGGAAAUUCACUUUGAGAGAUACAGUAUUUCUCAGUUAACAGUCCAAACAUCUGAUCUCACAUUAGUGCACAACUACUGUCAGCCACAGUGUGUAAUGUGCAGAAAUAAUAAAGUUUAACUAGCAGCAAA
Messenger RNA from Dicentrarchus labrax (European seabass), 4426 nucleotides. Its product is annotated as B-cell receptor CD22-like. The transcript has 16 exons. The coding region runs from base 618 to 3674 and encodes 1018 amino acids. Lineage: Eukaryota; Metazoa; Chordata; Actinopteri; Moronidae. The record is from RefSeq and is a predicted model, not a curated record.